Molecule: messenger RNA, 915 nt
Organism: Prunus dulcis (almond)
Lineage: Eukaryota; Viridiplantae; Streptophyta; Magnoliopsida; Rosales; Rosaceae
Product: disease resistance protein RPP2B-like
Exons: 1
Coding region: 71-601 (176 amino acids)
Source: RefSeq, a predicted model, not a curated record
CUCUCUCUCUCUCUCUCUCUCUCACUUCUGUUGAAGAAGUUGCUCUUUGUUUUUCACGAGUUUAAUAACUAUGAUCUCCAUAUCCAUGCUACAGGGAUUUUUACGCAAGAGAUCUUCCGUUGCCAUUAGAUUUUGUGGGAAUGAAAUUCCAAAAUGGUUCAGCCAUAAAAGUGAGGGAUGUUCAAUAAAGAUUGAGCUUCCUCGUGAUUGGUUUAGCACAGAUUUCUUGGGUUUCGCUCUAUCUCUUGUUGUUGACUUUGCUCCAUGGGAUAUGAAGGUUCGAUGCAAGUACAACUUCAAAACUAGUAAUGGUGAAAGCCAUGAAGUCAGCCAUUAUUUGUAUAAUCUGUUCACCACUGAUAAUAUCCUUCGAAGUGAGGAAGAUUCACAUGGGGUGUUUGUGUGGUGGUCUAAUAAUGUCUUUGAAGAAGUUGUAAAGGGAGCUCAAAGCCUCACUGCGUUUUACAAACUUGUUACUGAGGUCAAUGUUAGCUUCACCGUAAUGGAUUUUUUUGACCCCGAACUCAAUCUGCUGGAAAAGUGUGGGAUAUGUCUGUUGUAUGGCAAAGAUGCUGAGAUGAUAAAGCAGAGGGCUUUGUAGAUCAAGCCGAUAUCCCUAAAUUCAAAAUUUCAGUUUAUUUGAGCUGUUUGCAAGACUUGUGGCUGAGGAUGCUUUUUGAGUUUCUUAGGCUUAGGGAUGUCUUUCUUGUUUUAACCCUUCGUCCUCUCUAUCGCCAAGCUUUUUGUCUGAGGAUGCUUUUGAGUUUAGUUUCUCACCGUCAUGCCCCAUGUAAUUUUCUUCAUUGAAUUCAAGUAUUAAAUUGUUAAAAGUUAACAGUAUUAAAUUUUGCAUCAAUUGGAUUUCUGCUUCAACUUGGAAUGGCUUCAUUCUUAAUCAUAAAAGGGAAAUUGGCA